UGGAGAGGCGCAGAAAGAGAAAGUGAAUGAAUAAAGUCAGUUUUGCUGCAAGUCUUUUGCAUUAUUUUUGUCUACCUUCUGCUUAGUUUUUGGCUUUAUUUUGGCUUUUUUCAUCAUCAUUUCAGUUGCUAACUUAUUUUGAAUAAUCACCACAAUCAUCAUGGUUGCAUGUUAAUAAACCUUUAUUCAGUGUUCAAAUUUAUACUACAAAGCAACUGUUUCCAGUUUCUCGUCUGAUAAAUCUCUCUCUCUCUUUCUCCGUUUGUGAUAUUCCUGCUCUUCUCCUCGUGUUAUGUGUUUUUUUAAUUUGAUUGGUUACAUUCUUGAUACCCCUGCUAAUCAAUUUAAUUAAGGGUGUUUGGAUAAGUGUUCAUCUUGUAAAUUAAGAGUGGAGUCUGAGAGAGAGAGACUGCUUUUUCUUGAUUCCAAUGAAGAAAUAAGAUUGUCUGUGUUUUCAAUUUUGGCAAAACAUAUGAUAAUGAAGUUCGAAGUCUGAACCUACAUCAACAACGGUUAAUUCAUCUUCAAUUCUUCUUCCAGUUUAUUCCACUUCAGAUGUAUUUUGUUUCGAAAAAUCCUUUCACUUUCGAGCACUCUAUUGUCACAAGGUAGAUUGUGUAAAUUGUCAUCAAUUCCAUCUGUUUAUUAUGACAAAUCAUGGUAAAACCAGUCUGGUGAUUAUCGACAAGAGCUUUCAACAUUUGUCUUACACUUUUUGACUCACCAAUAGUUGAAAACAGUGUCCGUUUUUAGUAAAGUUUUUUGGGUCGUUUGGCCAUUCCUCGGGAUUUUUAAACCUUCAUACCUACACAUUAAAUCAAAUGGCGCCAUCAGUGAUUGGACUCGGUAGAAGAGGUUUUUGGGAUCCAAUAACUUCGACUAUCGACUGGUGUGAAACCAAUUACGAAGUUAGCUUCUACAUAGCUGAAUUUUGGAACACUUUGUCUAAUUUAACUUUCAUCAUACCACCGUUGAUUGCCUUUGCUCAUCUACAGCGAUAUGAAAUUCCCUUUUUAUUUCUUAGUCCAUUGUUAUAUCUUUCAUUUGUCGGCCUUGGAUCUGCAGCAUUUCACAUGACUCUUAAAUAUGAGAUGCAAUUGUGGGAUGAAAUGACCAUGAUCUGGGAAGCCCUUCUGGUCAGUUUUCUGUUUAUUAAAAUGCUUCAUCCACCAACGGCAGCGAAAAAAUCAACGAAGAUUGGUCUUAUUGCAGUUGGAUUGCUUCUGGAAAUCUCUUAUUUAGUCGUAAAUCAGCCACUAUUCUUUCAACUUGGCUUUGCUGCGAUCCAUUACAUGGUAAUUUAUCUUGGAUAUCGAAUUACUCGAACCUGCCCAUCAUCACCUAAACUUUUCUGGAUAGGUGUUUUCCUCAAUCAUUUCGCAUUCUUUUUGUGGAACAUUGACAAUAUCUUUUGCCGUCAACUUGACGGAUUUCGAUGCAGUAUACCAAACAUAUUGACACCUUUAUUCCAACUUCACGCAGUUUGGCAUGUAAUCGCCGGUUUUGCAACUUACUGUAUGAUCACAUUUGCUAUUCAUGCUCAUCUACUCAGUCAAAGGCGAUAUUUUUACAUCAAACUACACCCUUUAACUGGACUAAUAUUAAGUAAAACUUAAACCAGCAAUGAGCCAGAUAUUAAUAAUGCUGUUGUAAUUUGUUCAGUCAUUAUUUUCAGAAGCAUGACAAAUUAAAAAACGCAAGUAAACAAACAUUUAAUAUAAAGCGAAUGCGGAAAGAGAUAAACAUGUAUCCAAGCGUAUUUAUCAAACAAAAAGAGACAAAUGGGAGAUCCAAAAAAAGUGAAACCAAAAUAAAACAACAUUGUCACCAUGAUGAUGAUUAUCACCGAGGAAUUAUCCUAUUUAUUCACAAACACCUAUUGCUUUUCAAACAACUCACUCUUCAACUUUCUCCUUCCUCAUUUUUACUGUUAAUUUGCUGCUCCUACUCAUUGAUCAGUUAACAAGGCCAUCAUUUUCCUCUGCCAAUGUGAAUGGAAUAGAGGCAAAGAGCUUAACAAAAGGAAACGAAAAACUCAUUGGAAUCAAUGGAAACGAGAACUUGAAUUAUAUAACAAAUUACAUCAUCCAACAUCAUUUC
This is a messenger RNA of Tetranychus urticae (two-spotted spider mite), 2100 nucleotides long. RefSeq names its product alkaline ceramidase (gene bwa). NCBI's taxonomy places the organism in Eukaryota, Metazoa, Arthropoda, Arachnida, Trombidiformes, Tetranychidae. Gene Ontology annotation, biological process: ceramide catabolic process; ceramide biosynthetic process. Gene Ontology annotation, cellular component: endoplasmic reticulum membrane. Gene Ontology annotation, molecular function: N-acylsphingosine amidohydrolase activity. The record is from RefSeq and is a predicted model, not a curated record.